CGGUGCCCUUCUCGUUGCCGAAGCCGAAGCCGCCAGCGCGUUGUUUAUCUGCCUCGCCAUUCGCGCUCCUUUCUGCUGACACAUAAAUCUACUUUUUGAACACAUCUCCGGACACAUUCGCUUUAAGCAGAGUAACAAUGAAUAAACCAGUUCGAGUGUGGUCUCAAGACAGGAAGAGGAGAUAUGGAGUGGUAGCAAGCAGUUUUAAUGAAGCAGUACAGAAGGGUGCAGCAAAGCUUGGAUUGCCAGACCCAACUACUGUCACAUUGGUGCUGGAAGAAGAUGGAACUGCUGUGGACGAAGACUACUGGGAAACUAUUCCUCCUGAUACAAAGCUUAUUCUUUUGUCUGGUGAUGAAGUUUGGAAGCCUUCACCUCUAUCAGUACCAAGUAACCUUUUACUAGUUUCUGAUGAGCCUGAUUCUGCCAUAGAUGAUGCCCAAAAAGCCUGUAAUCUCCUAAAUGCUAUUCAAGAUAAUCCAGCUUCAGUGGCUCUCUUGAGCUUGUCUGACCUAGAAAUUAUCAAAGAUGCAGAUUUAAGUUCAUCAGACUCAUCCAUGAAAUUACAAGAAUUAUGUAUUGAGUUUUAUGUUAAGAAGAAGAAAGAAGCUGAAGCAAUGGAAUUUGUUGACUUGCUAAAAGAACACCUAAAAGGAAAUGAGUAGUAAUUGUAGUAAACAGUGUUAUGUGAGUGAAACAAC
Scylla paramamosain (green mud crab) is the source of this 701-nucleotide messenger RNA. RefSeq lists its product as uncharacterized. Bases 138 to 665 code for a protein of 175 amino acids. Gene Ontology annotation, biological process: apoptotic process; regulation of apoptotic process. The record is from RefSeq and is a predicted model, not a curated record. The transcript has 2 exons. NCBI's taxonomy places the organism in Eukaryota, Metazoa, Arthropoda, Malacostraca, Decapoda, Portunidae.